CGGCGCCGCGGUCCGGGGGCUGGAGGGCGCGGCAGGCCGGGCAGAAGCGGCAGGCGGCGGCGUCGUGGAGAGCCAGGCCGCAGCUCCAGCAGGCGCCCGAACCGCGCGCCCGGCAGCCGGCGGGGACCGCCCUCCAGAAGCCGCCCCGCCACCCCCGCCACCGCCACCGCCACAUGGCGCCGCCGCCGCCGCGCCUACAGCUCCCGGCAGCCCCUGGCGCGCCACGCCCCCUUCCCGGCGCCCCUCGCGCGCCGCGUGUGCCGAAAGCGCGGGAAGGCAGGGGCGCCAUGGCCGGGCGGGAGGAGGGGGCCGUCGCCUGCUCUUCCUCCUCCUCCUCCUCCUCGCUGAGCUCCCUGGAGACGCUGCCCGCGCAGGAGACGCCGCUGCUGCCGCCCAUCGCCGAGGAGGAGGAGGAGCCCCCGCAGCCGCCCUGGGGCCGCCUCUUCGCCCUGGCCCCCGGGUUCCGCCCCUUCGGUACGCCUCCCCGCGGUGGGGGUGGGGGGGAGGGAGGGAGGGAGGGGGGCGACACGUGCCCUCGGGCAACCUCCAGCCUCACCGGCGCUCCCGGCCCGGGGGCGGCGCCCGCAGCAGGCGAGGAGAUGGACUGCCCCCCCCCCCCCCCCGCAGAGUGCGCGAGCGCGGAGUGCUGGUUCGGCAGAGACCCCGGCUGCGGCUACAGCUUCUGCGGGCCGGACCUGGCGCAGACGGAGCUCUACCGGCAGUACAGCAAGAGGCACUUCCGCCUCCUCAGGGAACCCGGACCCAGGAACUCCCACGUGGCGUACCUGGAGGACCACAGCGCCAAUGGCACCUUCGUCAACGACCGUCUCGUCGGGAAGGGAAAGAGGCUGCCCUUGACGCACAACGCCCACAUCGCCCUGGCGCUGCCCCGGAACAAAGUGUUUGUAUUUUCUGACCUGACAGUGGACAGUCAGUUAGAGUAUCCCAAGGAGCUCAGAGAGAAAUACAUCAUCUCAAAAACUUUGGGAAGUGGCGCCUGUGGGGAGGUGAAGCUGGCAUUUGAGAGGAGCACCUGUCGCAAAGUUGCCAUCAAAAUCAUAAAUAAGUCGAGGUUUAUUACAGAUGCUUUGCCACAGAUUGACAAGCCUUAUAAUGUGGAAACAGAAGUGGAGAUUCUGAAGAAAGUUGACCAUCCCUGCCUGAUAAAAAUUAUUGACUUCUUUGAAGGAAACGAUUUUUACAUUGUGUUGGAGUUGAUGGAAGGGGGGGAGCUAUUCGAUAGGGUUCUGCCCCCAGCAAGAUUGAGUGAAGCGAUCUGCAAGUUUUAUUUCUACCAGAUGCUGUUGGCUGUGCAGUACCUUCAUGACCACGGCAUUAUUCAUCGGGAUUUGAAGCUGGAGAAUGUGCUUCUAUCAUCUCUAAAGGAAAACUGUCUUGUAAAGAUUACAGAUUUUGGACAAUCCAAAAUUCUUGGGGAAACGUCGCUCAUGCAGACCUUAUGUGGGACCCCCAAUUAUCUUGCUCCUGAAGUUUUAAAUUCUGCUGGGACAGCUGGCUAUGGAAAAUCUGUGGAUUGUUGGAGCCUAGGAGUGAUCCUCUUUAUGUGCCUCUCUGGUUAUCCACCUUUUUCUGAUCAAAAUUCUCAGCCACCUUUGAGAGAACAGAUCACCCAGGGUGAAUUCAUCUAUUGUCCAGAGAAGUGGAAACACAUAUCAAAAGAAGCCUUUGACCUUGUGCAGAAGUUGUUAACGGUGGAUGUUGACAAACGAUUCAAAAUAGAACAAGCCUUGGAGCACCCCUGGCUUCAGGAUAAAGAUGUGAAGCACCAGUUUCAACAGCUGCUGACACAAAUGAAUGACUCAGAACUUACACUUGAAGCUGCAACUUUGCCAUCCACAAGCAGAAAACGGUGCCAUGAGAAGGAAGACAAGGAGGAACUGCCAAUUCCUAAACGGGCCACUCAGACUCCAAGAUGAAAAGCGGAGCGACUUCUUUAAUGGCUGCUGUAGAUUUUCUGUAGAAUUGGAAUUGACACAUCGAUGACUGCCAAAUCAAAAAUUGCUUCCUAAAAAUGGAGAGAGUUGGUGAACUGGGGGAAAUUCUUCUCAGCUUUCCACUUGGGAAUUUGCCUCCUUCCGUAGCUCUUGCAAAUGUUCUUUGAGUUCUUCUGUGGUUUGGGUACCAUAUCUGCACAGCAUCCAGAUGUUCAAGUAUAAACCUCCUGCCCCAUUUUAAACAAGGUUCCUAUCUUGAGGGAUACCCUGCCCUCCAACGCCCUUUUCUUUUUUGUGUGCACUGAUACAGGCUCCCAAGGCAAUGCCUAUGAAUUGUUUUUAGGGGAUCCCUAGAAACUAUCAUUAUUGAUCUCCCCGUUAUACAAUUUCUCUGAGAGACAAAUAAAUUAGUACAAACUACAA
Molecule: messenger RNA, 2378 nt
Organism: Sphaerodactylus townsendi
Lineage: Eukaryota; Metazoa; Chordata; Lepidosauria; Squamata; Sphaerodactylidae
Gene: CHEK2
Product: checkpoint kinase 2
Exons: 13
Coding region: 174-1937 (587 amino acids)
Biological process (GO): protein phosphorylation; mitotic DNA damage checkpoint signaling
Cellular component (GO): nucleus; cytoplasm
Molecular function (GO): ATP binding; protein binding; protein serine/threonine kinase activity
Source: RefSeq, a predicted model, not a curated record